Messenger RNA from Drechmeria coniospora, 1140 nucleotides. RefSeq lists its product as uncharacterized. Gene Ontology annotation, cellular component: anaphase-promoting complex. Gene Ontology annotation, biological process: anaphase-promoting complex-dependent catabolic process. Bases 1 to 1140 code for a protein of 379 amino acids. The record is from RefSeq and is a predicted model, not a curated record. The transcript is spliced from 2 exons. NCBI's taxonomy places the organism in Eukaryota, Fungi, Ascomycota, Sordariomycetes, Hypocreales, Ophiocordycipitaceae.
AUGUUUGCCACUCUCCCAGACUUCACCCCGCGAAAUUCGCACGCGCUGUGGUACACAUCCUCGAGAACGCCUGCCCCGACCCAAUGGCUGCACGAUGCGCACCACACCGACCACGCGAACAAUCACCAAGCCCAGAAUCGCCCGGCCUCGCGUGCACACGGUCACGGUCAUCAUCAUGGUCACGGUAACGUUCUUGAGCGGACGACGCUGGCCCGCCUGGCCGCCGAUGAGCAGCACAUGCAUCGCCGCAGGUUGAACAUCCAGAACUUUGGCAGCGGGUGGCUGAAGCCGCCUGGCAUACCCAAGACCCUGCACCAGAUGCGCGAGGAGAAGCGUGAGCAAGAGGAGCACCAAGAGGCCCUCCGCCGCGAACAGCUGGCGCAAGAGCUGGCCGAUGCCGAAGCCGCCGGAAUGCCCGAGGAGAGUAUGAUGGACGACGUGCAGCUGGAUGCCGCCCAGGACCUGGACGACGAGAUUCCGGAUGCUGACGAGCAUCACUUUGCCAUGGGCAGCGAUGAUGACGAUGACGACGACGAUGAUGAUGAUGAUGAUGACGACGACGGCGCAGAGGGGAGCGAGGACGGGGGGCAGCACGAGGACAUGGACGACGAGACGCUGCGGGAAGAGAGACGGCACGACCUCAUGGCUGCGCGGAUGCGAAUGGCCGACGACGCCUUUCGCGAAGCCCUCGUCCGCGGCGACCCUGACGGUGACGACAUGUACGGCGGCGAGGAGGAGCUCGAGGAGGAAUCCCAGGGCCACAUGCUCGACGAGGACGACUUCGCCGCCAUGGGUCCCGGCAUGGACGCCGACCUCGACGACGACAUCCCCGAGGCCGAGAGCGGAGGUUAUGAGCACACCGACUCCGAGGCCGACUUUAGCAGCAGCAGCGCCGAGGUCGCGAGUGUCGGCGACGAGGAGGAGCGGGACGACGAGGCCGUGGACGACGACCACAUCGGCUUCGCGCCGAGGACGGCCCCCCUCGGGCCGCCGCAGUCUCCGACUCUGCAGGGCAGGCACAGGAGGAUGAGCUCCUCGGCGCCGCGCAUGAGCCUGGACCUGAGCAACAUCCUAUCCCAGGACGGGAGCAGUUUCAUGGAGAGCAGUCCUGCGCCGGGUGGGCGGUCGCGCCACGGCUGA